Molecule: messenger RNA, 1008 nt
Organism: Orbilia oligospora ATCC 24927
Lineage: Eukaryota; Fungi; Ascomycota; Orbiliomycetes; Orbiliales; Orbiliaceae
Exons: 1
Coding region: 1-1008 (335 amino acids)
Molecular function (GO): protein binding
Source: RefSeq, a predicted model, not a curated record
AUGGUCGACACCGACAUCUGCUGCACCGUCGACGGCAGUUUAAAUUCUCCGACCUUUAACGUAGCCAUUUUAUCCGAUCUAAAUAUCAACGACUCCAAUAUCGACAUCGACGUCGACACCGGGAACGAGAUGCCGCUCGAUCUCCUUUCCCUUCCAGACGAUGUGCUCCUUAUGAUCAUGUCGUUCUGUGACAUCGAACGUCUACUUAACCUUCGCGGUGCCAACUCCCGUUUCAACAAUCUUCUUUGCACUUAUCCACGUCAAAUAUGCGAUCAAAUCAUACGUGCUCAUUUCCCAGACCCUUUUAUUGGUCACUACUUUCAAGAACUCACCGACUUUGAACUCUGUUAUUGGAAUCUACAAUCCCGCUUUGACGGUUAUGAUUACCAUAUUCGACAGCUCAAACGUUUCGGUGCUAUCGAGGGAUACCUCGAAGCAGUUGAGGAGAUCCUACACUUCUUGACUACAAAGCCUCCAAAGAUUCCAGGUCAGCACUUCAGCAUCAAGGGGCUUCCGAGACCGAACUCGGGGACGAAGAGAUGGGUUCUGAUAUACUUCACCAUGCUGUAUCAUCAUAACACUCUUGAUCUUUCGUUCCUUCAACUGCAUCGCCAUUGGCCACAAUACGUGCUGACUCCCACCAGCGAAGGUGGUUUGCGAACAAAUACCAUUCCUUACAUAUACUCGCAGCAGUGGGAAGAUGCAGUCGAUUGGGUCGAGCGUGUCCUUAUGGCUAAGAUAUGGCGGACGGUCUCUUCUGCUGACGUUAACUCCAGCCUGUGGAACUCCCCGUCCGAAAUCUUCCCACUGUUAAGAACCUUCGUGAGACAUACUCAUCCCGAAGAGCUCAAGGCAGUGGUCAGUUCCUGUUAUUCUUUGGAGUGGACCGGCAGGCUGGAUAAGCAGGUCUUGACAGAUUUUCGUUUGAGGAUGUUACCCUUUGGCGACGUUUGCGAGACGUGGACGAGGUUGUAUAAGGGCACUAUUCAUGACAAGAACAUUGUCUAA